Messenger RNA from Paramuricea clavata, 499 nucleotides. NCBI's taxonomy places the organism in Eukaryota, Metazoa, Cnidaria, Anthozoa, Malacalcyonacea, Plexauridae. The record is from the annotation of a GenBank genome assembly.
CCUCCUCCCUCACCGCUCCUCUCCACGACCUCCGGAAGAUGAGGAAGGACGACGAGUUUUUUUCAGCCUGGACUGCCGACGCCAACGCAAGCUUCGAGAAGCUCAAGAAGGCCAUCGCCGACGCGACCUUACUCGCCCACCCGCAGCACGACGCCACGACCGAGGUCUGGACGGACGCCAGCGACCUGGCCGCCGGAGCAGUCCUCGUUCAACUGCAACGUGGGAAGUGGGUGCCGUUGGCGUUCUGGUCGAGGACGUUCAACAAGGCGCAGCGGAACUACUCGACGUUCGACAGGGAGCUCCUGGCGGCCUCCUUCGCGGUCGAGCACUUCCGCACGAUGCUCGAGGCACAGCCGGUGACGGUCAGGACAGACCACAAGCCGCUGGUUGCCGCCUUGACCAAACACACCGACGCCUUCUCCCCGCUGCAGCGAAGACACUUGUCGAGGAUUUCGCAGUACGUGGCAAAGCUGCAACACCUCGACGGCGCCGCCAACAC